This is a messenger RNA of Notechis scutatus (mainland tiger snake), 486 nucleotides long. The record is from RefSeq and is a predicted model, not a curated record. Lineage: Eukaryota; Metazoa; Chordata; Lepidosauria; Squamata; Elapidae.
AUGGAUGGUGCCAUUACACUGGAAGCAUCCGAUCGGAGUUUUCCCACGCUUCUUCAUCUUAUUGCUUCUUACUGCUCAGUUCCGGACAUCCUGCCUCUUGCGUUACGUCUCCCACAGCCGAUCUGGGAGGCUUCCACCUGCCAGGAGCUGGAAGCCAUUGCACACCUGGGGCUAGAAUUCUGGAAUUCCUCUCUCAAUGCCAAGGAACCCACCCGACUGGCUUCCCUGGGAUCUACUUCCGGCACGGGUGCAGUCUCCCCCUCCCUCCCUCUAAGGGACCCCCAGGGUUUGCACGGGCCCCAGAUGGGUGGGGAACAGCCCAGCGAAGCCCCUGGCCUUCCCUCCACCUCUCUUGAUAGCCCAUCCCUGGAAGACGUGAGCGUCCGACGCCAGUAUUUCAAGAGUAACAUCAAGGUGCAGGUUUCCACCGAGGCUGCCAGCCCCCUCUCCCCACCGGCAGCCCCACCGCCCCCCAUUCCUGCUUGA